AAGCCCUAGACUUAUAUGUCAAACCGCAGGGGGAGUGGAAAGUGCCAAUUAUCAAGUCAUCAGCUGGUAAAAAAGAAAUGGAUAACGAAGAAAAGAAAGGUGAUAUAGAAGAAGUAGUUAUGCGUUUUUUGACCUCGAAGGAUAAACUUACUUCAGAUGAUAAGAAGACUCUGGAGAAUGCAGCCAAUGAAUUUUUGGAUUCAAAAGAAAGAAAGCCGCUAAUUGAGUUAAUUGAUAGCUUUUUUGUGAAGGAGAAUAAAUUAACUUUAGAAGAUAUAAAUGUACUGAAUGUCGCAAUUAAUCAAUUUUUGGCUUUAAAGGAUCAGGCGGCUUUGAAGCUUCUGGAGAUUGCGAUAAAUGAAUUUUUAGAUUCAUCAAAAGAUGAGAGAGUAUUAAAAAAUACAAUUCGUAAUUUUUUGGAAA
This is a messenger RNA of Racocetra fulgida, 423 nucleotides long. The record is from the annotation of a GenBank genome assembly. NCBI's taxonomy places the organism in Eukaryota, Fungi, Glomeromycota, Glomeromycetes, Diversisporales, Gigasporaceae.